Messenger RNA from Geodia barretti, 2271 nucleotides. The record is from the annotation of a GenBank genome assembly. NCBI's taxonomy places the organism in Eukaryota, Metazoa, Porifera, Demospongiae, Tetractinellida, Geodiidae.
UUCCCCGCGUGUUCUUGAUUGCGCAUGCGUCGCAAACAAAUUGCAUAAAAGUCGCAGAACAAACCGCACUUCAGCAUCUCGGUCGUUCAUUAUGAAGUGUUUCCCAGUGGUGUCUGCUGCUCUCAUUCUCGCAUGGGCCGUUGCGAGUCUGGUCUCCGGACAAGACGACCUCAAAACGGUCUACUUCUCGCUCAUCGUCUCCAAUGGAGAGUACGGGUACCGGUCGUCUGGCGCCGUCCCUUCCAUCGAUUUAGCUCUGGAGGCAGUUCGGGAGCAUGCAGGUUCUCCUGGUUACAAUCUCACGUACGAAACGUCAGGAACUCUAAGGACCAAGGAACAUUCCACGUGUUCUAGUCAACAGCUACUCAUCCAAAUUUGCAGACCUAUUAUUUGUGAGGCAGCUAAGAGGAACCUUGUGUACCCACACUACGGCUGGAUCAUGUACACCUGGUACCCCGAGAGGUGGUGGACUGAGGAGGUGGCGGGAGAACACAUCGACGAGUGUAGUGACGAGGAAAUGGAGGAGUUUCUCGUGCGGGCACAACCCCUCCUAAUUAACCUCGUCCCGGAGCCCGACGACUACAACCUGCAGACAGUUGCCGGAUUUUCAUCCCGAGAGUUUAUUGGCAAUUACACCACGCGAUUAUGGCCAGAGUCCAACUACAAUCACAGCUCAAUCUUCCUGAUGGCCUUCGAUGCGCUGUGGUCCAUGGCCCAGAUGCUCAACUACACCGAAGAGAUGAGACUAAGAGACCUGCCCAGGAACCACUCUGAUUUCGACGAGUGUCGUCAUUUGGAUGGCAGUCUUGUCCCCCUGGACGAGUUCAACUACACCAAUGCCUUCAUGGGUUGCAUGAUGAGAGACAACUAUUACAAGGUCGACUUUACAGGAGUCUCUGGUCUAGUGAGAUAUAGUGAGGAUGGCACCAUCAUCUAUACACGGAUCAGACUGGCACAGUGGAGAAGAGUAAACGUUGCGCUUGACACGGUACGAUUUGGUUACCUGGACGGAGACUCUAAUUUCUCUCUCGUGUAUGACCCUGGAGAGAGCGACCAGACACUCUACUCAGAGGGUUACCCACCAGACGGAACGCCAGUGGCCAUCACGAACACCUACCACACAGUUCUGGUUGUCUUCUACUAUUUCCUGGCGUGGUCGGAAUCACCCUCUCCAUCGUCUGCCCGUAUUCAACUUUGCCUACCGCAAGAAAAAAUUCUGAAGGCGUGGCACCUGAUGUGUGUAGUGGGAACCAUCACUGGGUUUGGAGUCCUGCUGAUCGUGGCCAAGACAAUUGCCCAGGCACUGACAUCUCCUCAGCUGGUGGAUGAUAGUGAGCACUCCCCAGGACUCACUAGUCCUCAGUUCUGGAGGAGUACAGUGUGUGGGCAGUGCUACGAGUCAGGCUCCAUCCCGUUUGUCCUGGACCUCCUCAUCUUUGUCUACCUCGGUCUCCUCCAGCUGGUCGGCAUCAUCCUCGCCUUCCAGACCCGCAAAGUCAGGAUCCCCAUUCUGAACGACUCCAAGUCCGUCACGGCUCUCAUAUACAUCUCCAGUAUAGUACUGGUGGUGAUAGUGCUCAUCACCUUCAUUCUGAGGGGCUACAUCAACAUCUGUGCUGCUAUAUUCUCGGCGGGGUCAUCCUACUCGCCACUUUCUUUCUCGCCUCAGUUUCAUUCCAAAGGCCUGAACCUCUACCGCGACCCGACGGGAGACAAGAUAUUCAGUGAGAUGCACCCCACACGACAGUCGCAGCGCUCACAGCUCAAAGAUCACCAAAACAGCAUGGCGGCCAGCAUGGCUGAGUUGAAAGAUGAAGAGAAGGUUGUCCUUCUCAACUCUCACCUGGCCAACCUCAAUGAGACUCUGAAAGACAAGAGCAGGCGAAUAGCAGAGCUCGAAUCCAUCCUCAAAUCCUCUACUUAGCUGUAAAAUAACUACCGAAGCUGCCGGCGUAUAUGGACCAAUGCUGAGCCGAUGCACUUUUCUAUUGCUGCCAAUGUUUCUCUUAGUGUUUUAGAGCAUAAUAGUAAUUAUAUACACUCCUAAGAUCCUAAGUUUAUUAAUGCUUGAAGCAUCCACUAGCAACAUGUGUGUCAAUUAUUCCAUCCACCUCCUACAUAUUGUUAUACAGACACUUUUAUUGAAAACGAGAUGAGCAAUGUCAAAAUGAAGUGGUCUUGAUAAUCCACAGACUCCUAGCACUUUCUGAGUCACGCAUGUUGCCACCUAUAGGUGUUUUGAUUUGCAUGAAUUGUAAUAACAACCCGCCC